UAGGUGGCGACAUAACAUUUCUCUUGUGUGGAAUAUUUCUCUGGUGUGAAAGGUCAGGCGGACGCUAGCGACUUCCUUUCCCGUUAACGUCGGCCGUAGAGCACCAUCAAGAUGGGCAAGUUCAUGAAACCCGGAAAGGUGGUGAUGGUCCUGGCUGGACGCUACGCCGGACGCAAAGCUGUUAUUGUCAAGAACAUUGAUGAUGGUACAGCAGACCGCCCUUACAGCCAUGCGCUGGUCUCUGGCAUCGACCGCUACCCUCGCAAGGUGACCACAACCAUGGGCAAGAAGAAGGUUGCCAAGAGGUCUAAAAUCAAGGCCUUCGUCAAGGUUUUCAACUACAACCACCUGAUGCCAACCAGAUACUCUGUUGACAUUCCCCUGGACAAAACCGUUGUCAAUAAGGAUGUCUUCAGGGACCCUGCUCUGAAGCGCAAAGCCAGGCGUGAGGCUAAGGUUAAGUUUGAGGAGAGAUACAAGACAGGCAAGAACAAAUGGUUCUUCCAGAAGCUCAGAUUCUAAACCCUCAAUUGUUUCUCAAAUAAAUGUGUAAAAAGUA
Clupea harengus (Atlantic herring) is the source of this 559-nucleotide messenger RNA. It is a transcript of the gene rpl27, whose product is annotated as ribosomal protein L27. Gene Ontology annotation, biological process: translation. Gene Ontology annotation, molecular function: structural constituent of ribosome. Gene Ontology annotation, cellular component: ribosome. The record is from RefSeq and is a predicted model, not a curated record. NCBI's taxonomy places the organism in Eukaryota, Metazoa, Chordata, Actinopteri, Clupeiformes, Clupeidae.